Molecule: messenger RNA, 4385 nt
Organism: Nerophis lumbriciformis (worm pipefish)
Lineage: Eukaryota; Metazoa; Chordata; Actinopteri; Syngnathiformes; Syngnathidae
Source: RefSeq, a predicted model, not a curated record
GUGAAGUUAGUUCCCAGGGAAAAGAACAGAUAGCAGAUAAGAUUUGUUGCACUGUCCUCCAGUCCUGCAGGUGGCAGCAAGAGAGAAAGAGAGAGAGAGAGAGUGUGUGUCCAGGAGGAGAAGUGCUGCAUGUCUCUUCUCUGGUGAGUUGGAAAUGUGAGGACGGCAAACAUGACUUUUACUCGCACAGGACCAACCUCACGGACUACGAAGUCCUCCCGGGUUCUGGAUUCUUUCCUCCGACCUUCUUCCACAUGUUCCACCUCCUAAAGCUGCCUCAGUGGACGACAUGUCGAGGACGUUCGCCUCGUCAAAAUGAACGCCGACAAGCCCUGUGUUGCUCCAAAGCCCACAUUUGUGAUGCUGGCGUCGGCAGCCAGAGGUCCCAAACCCUGUGUGGCCCCCAAGCCUGUCCUGAAGCUCCACGGCCCGGACGCCCUCUGGGAAGGAUGCGCUACUGAGGGUGUGGCAGCGAGCGGUCUAAGCCGGGACGAGUCUGACCAAGAAGAGAUGUUUCAGAAGAUGGACGAGGACUGGAGACUGACGGAGGAAGCGGACUCCCUGGAUGCACUGUGGACCACGGACUCUGAGGACGGGGUGGAGAUGGUGGACAACACGGACGUGACGGAGGACAUGGACGAGGACGCAGGCGAGGCGUUGGCGGACGCGGACGGCCUCUCAAUGGGGGACAUUUCUGUCAACAGUGUGGACGGAAAAAAAACGACGGAAAAAACGGACGACCACGCGGCAGAGGCUCUCGGCGAAGAUCUCCUCAGCGGACACGGCCAUCGAGACGUUUGUAGAAGCACCUGGAAGAAGGAGGAAGAAGUACUCCGCAUUCAGGACCAGAUCUGGCGUGCCGUGCAGGACAGUCCGAACCCCCAACCGUAUUACGUGGCUCCAGAGGACAUCGUCAAUGAAGACCUAAUCCCGAGUUCUCACAGAGUCCCAGGAAGUCCUCUGUCCCCACAGAAGCGUUUUCACGCCGGUGUUUUAGUGGGGAAACAUCCCGGCGGCAAAGGUCCACCGGGAUGCGGCGGGAGUGAAGAUCACCAAGCAUUGAAGCAUUUCUACUGUCAGCCCAAGUUCAGGCCGAUCUGCAACUCCCAGACCUCGGAAUACCGCCUGAAGAACUACGCCGAUCAUCUUUACGAAGAUCCAGGCGACGAUAGCUCAGAGGGGGAAAAUGUCUUCCCUCUGAACCGGAGGACCACGGGAAUGCGUUCCCGCUCGCUGUCGCACCACCUAGGCAGUGAGACCGGGGGCAACCUGCUUCACGGAGCCUGGGGGAGCAGACCCGUGGUGAAGAACCACUCCAAAGCUCCCUACUUGGCUCUCUACCCACCCUCACCCCAACUCCACAGAGACACCCGAGCGUCCCCAUCUGGUAGUUCCUCCAGAUGUUCCCCUCUGUCCUCCAGCGGUCUGUCCACGCCCUCGUCUGCGGUGGACAUCCCUCCGCCUUUCGAGCUGGCCUCCAUCACCAAGAGGCCCAUGGCCAAGAGCACGCCCUCGCUCCUCGCCGACGCGGACCCCUCCGAGAAGAACCGAAAGAAGAAAUCCUCCAUCAAGCGCUUCCUGAUGCUAAAGUUCCGGCGGAAAGCGGAGAGCAAGCCCGCCGUCGCGGACUCGCCGUCAUCGGAGUCCUCGACGGAGUCCAGCCGCCCGACGCGCAGCAGGCUGUUGGACCCGGCCAAUUCUCCACAUCUUCACUCGCGCGCCACAUGCCGGUCUCAAGCGUUGCCUGAGCCGACACCCGCCUUCUUGUUCUGCCCGCAAAGAACGGGAAGCUCGGUGGCCUUCCUCAAUCGCAGCGUGGUGCGGGUGGAGUCCUUCGAGGACCGCUCCCGUGUGCCCCUCUCACCGCUCCCCCUCACCAAGCCCCGCUCCAUCUCCUUCCCCAACGCCGACAACUCCGACUAUGAGAACGUGCCUGCUGUGAACUCGGACUACGAGAACGUCCACGUCUCGCAGUGGAGGCCCCUGCGGCAGCGGGCGAUGGGGGACUUCUUUGAGCGUCCGCCGAGGGUUCUGGCGUCCGCCAACGAGACGGAUGGUUACGUGGACAUGAGCAGUCUUCCUGGGUUUCAGCGCAAGACCAAGUCACCUGUGCAGGAAGAAGAAAGCGCCUAUACUGAAGCCUACAAAGUGUGUGCGGUGGCCGCUGUUCCUCCAAGCCGCCCAGUUAGUGCCAUCAGUGGAGCCACUACAGGCCAGGAAGAUGGUGGACCAACCUCAGAGGACGAAGACGUGGGCACCAACAGCCACUAUGACAGACAGGCAGAUGGGCGAAGUCAAGCUUUUUACAUCGCCAAGGAGCUGCUGGACACUGAGAGACUACAUGUCAACGCCCUCAGGCGUCUCCAGGAAGAUUUUCGGGAAGCGGUCGGCCCCGCGGUGGGGGACGACGGAGAGCCCGUGUUGGACGAGGGAAGACUCCGUGAGAUUCUCAAUGAGCUGCCUGAUGUUUACCUCCUGCACUGCGGAAUGCUCGCCGAGCUGGACGAGCGAACCCGGCGGUGGGAGGAGACCCAGAAGAUCGCAGACAUCUUCCUGAGCAGGAAGGCAGACAUGCUGGUGUGGACCACCUACAUGGGCCACCACGACAGGAGCAUCCACCUGCUGGAGGACAGCUGCAUGGCCUCACCUGCCUUGGCACACGUCCUUGGCCAGUUUGAGCAGCAGAGUCCAUCGCUCAAGCAGCAGCUGCUGCAGGUCAUUGUGCGUGUGGCUCAGUACCCCUUGAUCCUUACAGAUUACUUGAACAACCUCUGCCCCGACUCGCAGGAAUAUGAGGACACCCAAGCUGCUAUCGUGAUGGUGGCAGACAUUGCGGAGCAGGCAAAUGACACUUUACAACACGGGGAGAACUUGCUGCGUCUGGUCAACAUCGAGUACAGUGUGCAUGGCCAGAGAGACCUGCUGCAGCCUGGACGGGUUUUUGUGAAGGAAGGCACCUUGAUGAAGGUCAGCAGGAGGAGCCCACAGCCUCGUCAUCUGUUUUUGAUGAGCGACGUCUUGCUGUACACUUUCCCACAACAGGAUGGCAAAUACAGACUGAAGAACACUCUGUCGCUCACCGGGCUCAAGGUGACUAAAGAAGUCCUAGAGAAUGUCCAACAUGCACUGAAGAUGGAGGGCACAGACAUCGCCAUCACUUUGUCUGCCAGCUCCUUCCUUGAACGAGAGGACUGGUUUUACACUUUGACUCGCACCGUGAGUGAACAUCAUCGAGUGUCUGUGCCCUCUGACAACUCUUCAGUCGAGGUGAGGAAUGGUCUGCGGCUGACUUUAGGAGAAGAGGCGCCCACGCUGGUCCCGCCGUCACAAGUGAUGAUGUGUAUGAACUGCACUUCCCACUUCGGCCUGACUCUCCGCAGACAUCGCUGCCACAGCUGUGGGAGGAUUGUUUGUAGGAGCUGCUCCAAGAACAGAUAUCCUCUCAAGUACUUGAAGGAGCGUGUGGCCAAAGUGUGUGACCGCUGUUACAACCAGCUGCAGAAGACAGGAGAAGAAGACCCGCCAGCAAAGAGCAGCCCUGGUCCGGGCCGUGCCAGUCGCCCCCUCUCUUCGGUCUUCCAGAGCAUCCACCCUCCCAACAUUUGGCGACACCGCAAAGGCACGCUCUCCUUUAAGCAGGUGACCGUGUCUGACGAGGGCUCCAUCAGCGGCAGUCUGCAUCGCAGCCACAGGAGCAGGAGGAACUGGAAGAGACUGUGGUUCCUCCUGAAAGACAAGGUGCUCUACACCUACAGGGGCCAAGAGGAGAAAGUGGCCUCAGAGAGCUUGCCCUUGUUGGGCUUCACCGUCAAGUUACCUGACACGCGGCACGGCGACGACCAGGCCAACGUCUUCCAGCUCUACCACAAGAACACUUUGUAUUACACCUUCAAAGCCCAGGACAACCACACGGCCCAGAGGUGGGUCAACGCCAUGGAGGAAGCCACCGUUUUAUAGGACGACUCAAAAAAGGACAACAGGGGAAAAAAAAGAAAAAAAAAGCUAUUAUGUCCGACAAGGUUUUUGUUCUUGAGGAAACUUUUUCACCUCCUUUUUUUCUUUUUCUUGUUCUAAACCUGCCGCCAGCAGGUGUGAGUGGCGCUGGCCCAGAUUGUUUGCCGACUGCGACACAUGAUACUUUAUAAGUCCUUUUUUUUUAUUUUAAAGAUCCGGGAGUAAUACAUUUGACAAGGUAUGUAUUCUUCUAUGACUUACUGUACUAUGUUGUGUGACACGGCCUUCCCACAGGAAGCCAUAAAGGACUGAGUGUUCACUAUGCACGCCAGGUAGACGCUCUUCAGAAGCCGCGCUUCAGACUUUGUACGCUACUGUCGCUUUAUGAAUGUUGUUUGAAAAAGGACUGCAUUAAAAGGAGAGGAGAACCA